This is a messenger RNA of Rhipicephalus microplus (southern cattle tick), 569 nucleotides long. RefSeq names its product cytochrome P450 3A14-like. NCBI's taxonomy places the organism in Eukaryota, Metazoa, Arthropoda, Arachnida, Ixodida, Ixodidae. The record is from RefSeq and is a predicted model, not a curated record. Gene Ontology annotation, molecular function: monooxygenase activity; heme binding; oxidoreductase activity, acting on paired donors, with incorporation or reduction of molecular oxygen.
GUGUUUAUGUAGUGUGUUCGGUGCGACGGCGGGGAACAGUCUUCCUCGCUGUAAUGUUUCCGUUAUACGUCACGAUUAUCUUGAUCGGCAUUUGCCUGGCUGCAAUUUUCAGAUGGCGCAAGCGGCAUUUCUCCUAUUUCAAGAACCUGGGAAUCCCUGGUCCAGAACCGAGCCUGCUAUGGGGAAACAUUCGAGAGUUCCACGAAACAGAUCAUUACAAGGUCAUUGGAAAGUGGCUGGAAAAGUACGGAGACACCUUUGGAUUUUAUGAUGGAGAUGUGCCAUUCGUUGUGACGAAAGACUUGGAUUUCUUGGAAUACAUCUUGAUUCGCAACUUUCAAAACUUCACGGGUCGAGGGGAAACGUUGGUGGUGGAAAGCAGGCAUCCAUUCUUGAAGAAAACCUAUUAUUUACGUCGAAGGUGCCAAGUGGAGAAGUCUACGGCGAGCCAUAUCUACCAGUUUUACCACCGCUAAACUUAAGCAGAUGAUGGCAGACCUGAAGAACGGCGCGGAUAUAUUCCUAAACAUCGUGGGAGAGCGAGCUGACAGCGGCCGUGAAGCGAAUGC